AUGGAGCGAGCUCCAAACCUGCUUCUCCUCUGCAUCUUCACCUUCGCCAUGGUGCUGGUUCCCGAAGCCAAGGACCAGAGCAAGGCAGCCAAGGGCAGGAGAAAGGGCCUGGCACGGCCAGCAACAGCCCCCCCUGCCCUGGCCUGGGCCCCGGACGAGCCCUACACCAGCAUGGCAGAGUACGAGCACAGCAUCCAGGACAUGGUGCGCCAGCUGAGGAACGGCUCCGAGCCGGGGGACACCAAGUGCCAGGUGAACCUGAGGCUCUGGAGGUCCAACCGCAGGAGCCUGUCCCCCUGGGCCUACAGGAUAAACCACGACGCCACACGGAUCCCAGCAGACAUCCCCGAGGCCCGGUGCCUCUGCACGGGCUGCAUCAACCCCUUCACCAUGCAGGAGGACCGCACCAUGGCCAGCAUUCCCAUCUACAGCCGCCUGCCCGUGCGCCGCCUGCUCUGCCCGGGCCCGGCCGAGGCGGGGCACAGGCCCUCAGGCAAGAAGAAAUGCCACAAGAAGUACCAGAUGGUGAUGGAGACCAUCGCUGUGGGCUGCACCUGCAUCUUCUGAGGCUGCAACGCCAGCGCCCCGCAGCUCCCCGUGGGCAUCUAAGCAGCUUGCUCUUGCUUCCCGAGCUUGCCCGGCCCUUUGGGAGAGGCCACCUGGCUGGGCAUCAGGGUGAGGGGAGAUCCCUGUGCAGGGAGAUCCCUCAAAAUUCCCCUGCCAGCUCCAGCAGCCCUCUGGGGACACCCAGUGCAGAGGAGCCCCCGUGAGUCACCCAGCCCC
This is a messenger RNA of Hirundo rustica (Barn swallow), 783 nucleotides long. It is a transcript of the gene IL17B, whose product is annotated as interleukin 17B. Gene Ontology annotation, biological process: inflammatory response. Gene Ontology annotation, molecular function: cytokine activity. Bases 1 to 567 code for a protein of 188 amino acids. The transcript has 3 exons. The record is from RefSeq and is a predicted model, not a curated record. NCBI's taxonomy places the organism in Eukaryota, Metazoa, Chordata, Aves, Passeriformes, Hirundinidae. Gene Ontology annotation, cellular component: extracellular region.